Molecule: messenger RNA, 615 nt
Organism: Dictyostelium discoideum AX4
Lineage: Eukaryota; Evosea; Eumycetozoa; Dictyosteliales; Dictyosteliaceae
Exons: 1
Coding region: 1-615 (204 amino acids)
Source: RefSeq, a predicted model, not a curated record
AUGAGAAUUUUAUAUUCUUUGAUUGCAAUUUUAUUAAUAAUUUCAGUUUCAAUGGGAAAUGUUCAAGAAACUGAAGGAAUUUAUUCAAAAUGUGUCAAGGGUAAAUGUAAAACAAAUGAAGUGUGUAUUGGUCUAAGAGAUGAUAAGAUUUGUUUCCCAAAGAGUUCAGUUGAAGCUCAACGUCAUUUGGAAGCCAAUAAAAAAGCUGAAUCUAAACCAGCUUCUAAACCAGCAGGUAAACCAGUUUCAAGAGCUGCAAAACCAUCUCAAAAAACAGCUGCCCAAAAACAAGCUGCCGCUAAACAAGCUGCUGCCAAAAAAGCUGCCGCCAAACAUGAUGCUGCCAAACACGAUGCUGCCAAACACGAUGCCGUUAAACAAGGUGCUGCUAAACAAGGUGCUGCUAAACAAAGUGGAAAAAAUGCAGCCAAACCACAUCAAGAAGUAAAACCAGUUCCAAGAGCUGCAAAGCCAGCUGUCCAUAAACCAGCACAAAAAGUAACUAAACCAGAACCAAAACAAGCCAAACCAGUACCAAGACAAGCCAAACCUUUACCAAAACAAGCUGUAAAACCACAACAAAAAGUUAAUCAAAAGGCUUCUCAAAAACACUAA